This is a messenger RNA of Aspergillus nomiae NRRL 13137, 3294 nucleotides long. RefSeq names its product ion transporter. The coding region runs from base 1 to 3294 and encodes 1097 amino acids. Lineage: Eukaryota; Fungi; Ascomycota; Eurotiomycetes; Eurotiales; Aspergillaceae. The record is from RefSeq and is a predicted model, not a curated record. The transcript is spliced from 3 exons.
AUGCUUGCUUCUCUUCUUCGCCCAAAGAAACGUCGAGUGUACGCAGAACGUUCUCCAUUUUCGUCACCCUACACGACCCGGGAUUUGCCAUGGCCGUUCCUUCAGCGUGGCUCCGAAGCGCAGUAUGAGGAGAUACCCGGGAAUGAUGAGGCUGAUGAGGCUGAUGAGGCUGUCGACGAUGGGGAAGAAGAUGAAAGCGGGGAUGAGGACGAUGGUCUUUUCGAGUCCAGUCCCCUCCUGCCCAUCUUCUCAGCCUCUCACUUAGACACGCUCCCCGUUUACGAUAUCACCCAUGCGAUUCGCGCACUUAUCGCAGCUCGCUGCGAGACCACGUUAUCCUGGGACCAGUUGCGGUCGCCCCAGAUCUCUCAGUUUCUGGUAAAACCAAUCCAGCAACAAAUUAGAGCAUUUCACUUUUCUCGGGCCACACUAUAUGCGUUGUUGACCAAUUGUUUGCAAUUCAACAAAGAAGUCCACCUCAACCCCGGUAAUAGUGGCACAAGCCAGACCAGGGCCAUGGUGAGUGAGCUUCUUGCCAUAAAGUUACUGAGAGAAUAUACCACGAGAGAGUUGAUCGAUGCUCUCUCCUAUGAGUUUUUUCCUCUCCAGGGCCAGUCGUUGCCCGGGAAUUCCCAACAACCCCCGGGCUGGACUCCUGCUGCGGGGAACAAGCGGCCUGGGGUAGCCCGCAUUUCUUGCCUCGAGAUCGCGAUCCGUGCCCAAGCGAAGCGGUUCCUGUCUCACCCGCUUGUUGUACAACAGCUGGAAGCGAUCUGGGCGGGCACCAUCGUUUUCCAUUCGGCCGCAGACUAUCUUCAUCGCUCACCGACACGACUCGGUCAGAUUUCAGGGCCGACGUAUGGUACCACCGUUACUGCUACCACCCCCAACCCGUUUGCCGGCAAUCUAAGCCCCGGAUCGGCUGAGCUGCGCCGCUCAGUCACUCUCUAUGACCCGAGAGAUGCCUCUCUGUUUAAACUCUCCAGGUUGAGGGUUCCUCGCUAUAGACAGUUUCUCUCGACGCUGUCGUUUGCUGUAUUGCUGGCAUUGUUCCUCGCAGUUCUAGACCAGCGGCGUGUGCACAUUAGUGCCCUAGAGGUUGUCUUCUGGUUUUGGAGCGCAGGCUUCAUGCUUGAUGAGAUUGUUGGUUUUAACGAACAGGGCUUCAGCCUGUAUCUCAUGAGCUUUUGGAACUUGUUCGACCUCGGUAUAUUGUUUCUUCUUUUCUGCUACUAUUGCCUGCGGCUGUAUGGUGCUUUCAUGCCAUUCACCCGUAAGCAAGCAGUCGCCGAUCAGGCGUAUGAUAUCCUGGCUGCCAACGCUGUCCUCCUCUUCCCUCGACUUUUCUCGAUCCUGGACCACUACCGCUACUUUUCACAGCUACUUAUCGCGUUCAGGAUCAUGGCUUCCGACCUGGUAGCCGUAUUUUUCUUAAUUAUAAUUGCAUGCAGUGGCUUCUUUGUCGCUUUUACAUUGUCCUUCGGCAGUGGCGAUGAUCGUUCGCCUGGAUCCAUAGCGUAUGCCUUGUUUCAGAUGCUGAUGGGGUUCACGCCGACUGCAUGGGCACUCUGGAAUGAUUACAAUACGCUGGGGAAGACAAUAUUGACUGUGUUCUUGUUCAUCUGUCAUUUUGUUGUUGUGACCAUUCUAAUCACCGUUCUCACUAACUCCUUCAUGGGUAUUGUACAGAAUGCCAACCAAGAACAUCAGUUUUUGUUUGCUGUCAACACCAUCUCCAUGGUUAAGUCGGAUGCUCUUUUCUCUUAUGUGGCGCCGACUAACAUCAUCGCUUGGCUAAUAACACCUUUCCGUUAUGUGAUGCCCUUCAGACAGUUUGUACGCGUCAACCGUACAAUUAUUAAGAUCACGCACCUGCCCAUUCUAUUCACCAUCUGCUUCUACGAGAAAACGAUCCUCAGCUCCAAAGUGAUCGAACCUACAGACCUGGUUGAUUCUCAAACUCGCGCCGGCACAUCGGCCCGCACACGUGGCCCUCAGCAUAGUCGCUUCAAGGCUUUCAGUUCUAAUGCCCCUCGACUUGUUCGGGAACCCUCUGUGGCAACUUAUCAGAAGGAUCGUGCGUUGGAAGAGGUCUUUCGACGCCCGUUUCACGGAGAGGCCAUGGAGCCUGUAAGGGAGAUGGAUCAAAGAAAGACCAACAAAAUCGUCAAAAAUUGGAUGCAAACCAUGGGUCCUGGUCCGGCCAACCCUCCUGAUGAGCAGGACUCGGACGAAGUCAGCCAGCUCGAAAAAAGACCCCACAGGCCACGGCACCCUUCCCGCAGAAGACUCACCCGGAGUUUACGAGAUUUCACCGUGUCAAGCCGCUCUGUUGUGUCAAAUCCCGAAGAUCACGUCGCGUAUAUUGCAUCCUCACCAGCCACUCCCCGUGCCGGAAGGGAUUUCAUGGCGUCGACGCGAAGACGGCAGCUUUCGCGACACACAGGCAUGGAAGGGGAUGAUGAGCUCACUAGCGACGGUCAUGAAGACCAGUCGAAUGGAAAAAGCUCUGGCGAUGAAAGUAUUCCCCAAAACGAGAGCCCCGGUAAAGCAACACCAAAGUUUUACAGCUCUCGGCCAUCAACAGCGAAAGUCAAGUCGCGGAGAAACAGUCCCGCCCGGCGCGUUAAGCAUCAUUCACGGAGUUACUCAGGCGCCACAAUGCUAUACAGGCCCUUAUCCACCACGAGCAAUGGUGAAGAAACCGAAGCACCAUCGACCCCUGUCAGACCCAGAGCAGAGACACCGAAUCACGCGGAAUGGAUGGCUAGGUCUACUUCUGCUGACCGAUGGGCAAGGAGAAGGCACAGUACUGACGGUCGGAGUCGAAAUGUUACUAUGCCCAUCUCGAAUCCCAUGUCUGUACCGGAAUUCGGCCACUUUUUGGUUCCUGGUCCGCGAUAUAGGGAGCGGGGGCCAGAUUCCAUUCUCCAUGGCUUAGGCUCUGACAUAGGAGACAACAAGGCGAUCGCGAAUGGCUUUGUCGGAGGCGCUCCUUCAAGUCUGACUACCCAGAUGGCAUAUGAUAUGCUCAGCAAGCUCGUGCUUGCCCGGAUGAACAAUAUUGAGGAAGGGUUCCGCGAAGUGAUCAGAGAGAUGAAAGAUCUCCGGCGUGAAGGUACGAGCCGAAGUCAGAGUGGACCUGAUGAGUCCAAAGGAAAUCAGCGCGAAAAGAAGCGCACAGAGAAGAAGGGGAAGAAGGCACAUCCUAGGCCUCGAAGAAGCAAGACCGGCAGUGAGGAACAGUCGUCAGAUGCGACGUCUGAUACCUCGCAACGGAGGAUUAUAAGAUAA